CUCUACUCACCAUCUCUUAGGGUCAAAGCUCCCUCAUUUACAUCAAUUAAAGCCUUGGUAGUGGCAAGGGAAGGGCGUUCUAGUAUGAGUGGCAUCUCAAAACCCUCACUUAUAUCUAGGAUCACAAAAUCCAUCGGAUAAUAGAAUUUUAUCACUCGUACUAGCGCGUCCUCCACUAUGCCCCUAGGACUAAUGACAGAGCGAUCGGCCAAUGUGACACUAAGCCUCGUAGUCUUUAGUUCACCUAUGUAUAGCCUCUUAAAAAGCUUAUAUGGCAUCACAUUUAUGCACGCACCUAAGUUCACCAAGGAGUUUUCUAGGGUGAGAUUGGCGAGGUCUUCGAACUUCGGCUUCUUGGAGAGACACCCCUUGAGGUAUCUCGAAUACCUUGUCAUGUGGGCCAUUGCUUCAAGGAAGGGAAUGCUGAGGUGGAGCUUCCGGAGCAUCUCCAUGAAACAUCCACAUUCCACUUCCAAUCUUUACUUGUGCACCCUCGUGGGAAAAGGUAGUGGCGGUGUGUACUCAGCCACAGGUGGUGGCAUCGGCAAUGCCUUCCUCACCACUCCUCUCUUUUCUCCCGAUGUUUCUUGUUCAUCACCCUCGGGUAGAGAGUCUUCCUUCUCAUUCACUUCUUUGGCAACAACCUCCAGGGUCAUCUUCACGCUCCUCAAAUGGAUUGCAUUCACCCCGGCAUGAUCCUUGGGGUUGGUAAUGGUUUGAGAGGGUAGGGCUUCCUUUGGUCUCUCGGUGAGGAUCCCGGCAGGAUUUCUAAUUUGCACUUCCAAGUUAUGGAGUCUUUCUUGAUGGCUCCGGAGUCCUGCCUCAACCGAGGUAAACUAGGAGGUUGCCACAUCCAUGAAUUGCCCAAUCUUCUCGAACUUCUGAGAGCUUGUACUCACAAAGGAGGUCACAAGGUCUGUAAGCUUAGAGAACUUGUCGACUUGUUGUUGUUGUUGAAACCUUUGACCGCCUUGUGCUUGGUAGGGUUGUUGAAGCCCGAGUUUUGGAAUUGAGGUCUUUGUUGGAUGAAGGUUGGCCGAGGUUGAUUGUUGCCCAUUGGACCUUGGAAACCGGUAGGUCUUGAAUUGGUAGGGGAAGACCAAGCGAAGUUUGGAUGAUUGCGCCACCCGGGGUUGUAUGUAUUGCUAUAAGGGUUAUUCCCUCUAACAUUGGUAAUGAAACUCAUUUGCUCCUCGGUGGGUACUUGUCUCCUUCAUCGCUUGGAAAUCCGCAAUUUCAUUAUUAGUGCUUGAACACCAAUCACAAGAUAUCACCGCUCUCUUCCCUUGCUUCUUGUCCUCAAUGAUCACCUCGAUCAACUUGUCAAGCUUUGUUUUAAGUGGAGCACUUGUUCCCACACUUCACACUCCUGGAUCGUUGCUUCUCUUCCCACUUCUUGUCAAGCCCCAAUCAUAUCCCUUAAGGGCCAUAUCUUCGAGCAACUCGGUCACUUGAGGAGGGUCAUGUUCAUCAAAUUCCCUUGGCAAAGAGAGUCAAUGAGGAUCUUGUCGUCUUGAAUGAGUCCUCCAUAGAAAGUUUCUAUCCGAAAUUGCUCCUCGAAUCCAUGUUGAGGGCAUUGGAGAAAGUAGUUGGAGAAUCUUUCCCAUGAAUCCCUCAAUGUCUCAUCCUCCUCUUGCUCAAAGUGAGUGAUCUUCUUCCUCCACUCGGACGUUUUGGAAGGAGGACAAUAUCGGGGCAUGAACUUGUUGAGUAAGUCGUCUCAAGAGGUGAUGGAUAGAGUCGGACGGUUGUUGAGCCAUCGGAGUGCCUUCCCCGCCAAAGAAUACAGGAAGAGCUUCAAUAGCAAUGCCUCCUCGGGGAUGCCAUUUAUCUUCAAGCUUCCCGCUAGCUUGUAACAUCCUAACCCGGCCGGGUACUACUUUUACUAAAAUGCCCUUGAUAAAUAAAAUACUCAAAUCUUA
Linum trigynum is the source of this 1922-nucleotide messenger RNA. NCBI's taxonomy places the organism in Eukaryota, Viridiplantae, Streptophyta, Magnoliopsida, Malpighiales, Linaceae. The record is from the annotation of a GenBank genome assembly.